Messenger RNA from Hyposmocoma kahamanoa, 1053 nucleotides. RefSeq lists its product as uncharacterized. Gene Ontology annotation, biological process: DNA integration; DNA recombination. Gene Ontology annotation, molecular function: DNA binding. The record is from RefSeq and is a predicted model, not a curated record. NCBI's taxonomy places the organism in Eukaryota, Metazoa, Arthropoda, Insecta, Lepidoptera, Cosmopterigidae. The transcript is spliced from 3 exons. Bases 1 to 1053 code for a protein of 350 amino acids.
AUGAGCGAUUCCAGUGAAGACGACAAUUUUUUAACUCCUCCAGAGUUAGUUGAAACUGUUAAAAAUGCUGAACUAAGUUUCUUGCCUAGUAAAUCUCGUGAAAAGUACCUGAAAGUCUACGAACAUUUUGACAAAUGGAGGCACGAAAAGGGCGCAGGAAACAUUAUGUCGGAAACUGUGCUUUUGUCUUAUUUCAUUGAAAUGUCGCAUACAAAACAGCCGUCAACGAUGUGGAGUAUAUAUUCGAUGUUGAAAGCUACAUUACAAACUAAAAAUAACGUCCAUAUAAACACUUACGCAAAGCUGAUUGCGUUUUUGAAAAGAUCGGCCGUCGGCCACAAAUCAAAAAAAUCGAAAGUUUUCACGGCUGCUAAUAUUGAAAAAUUUCUUAAUGAAGCUCCAGAUUGCACUUUCCUAGCCGCAAAAGUCAUCCUUAUCAUUGGAAUAAACGGAGCAUGCCGCUCCAACGAGUUAUUGAAUCUAACUCCUAAUGCCAUUGAACAACAUUCCAGCGACCUUCUUUUGAUUAACCUGCCAAAUACGAAAACAAAUAUAGACAGGUCGUUCGUCGUCCGUGAGGAAUACGCACACGUUGUCCAGAAAUAUAAAGCAUUGCGCCCUCCCAAUACGAUCACAGACCGCUUUUUCAUACAAUAUCCUAAUGGAAAAUGUACGCGGCAACCGAUGGGUAUUAAUAAAAUAGGAGCGACUGCACGAGAAAUCGCAACAUUUUUAGAUUUGAAAGAGCCGCAGCUAUACACUGGCCACUGCUUCAGGCGAACAUCAGCCACUCUUUUGGCAGAUGGAGGAGCUGACCUCACAACGUUGAAGCGCCAUGGCGGUUGGAGAUCAAAUACAGUGGCUGAAGGAUAUAUCGAAGAUUCAAUAGAAAAUAAAUCAAAAAUCUGUAAACUUCGCAUUCUUGGGCACAACCUAGCACCUCCAGUGAUGCGAAUCAUACCCAAACCCGCCCAGAAUCACCAACUUUUACGGUGCGGGAAGGGUCACAAUCCAGCUCAACUCAUAAUGAAACCUCGACCACUACUCAAGUAG